AGAGGAGAGGAGAGGAGAGGAGAGGAGUGGAGGAGAGGAGGGAGAGGAGGGGAGGGGAGAGGAGAGGAGAGGAGGAGAGGAUGUGUGAUAUAAUAACCGCUGUGUCUCCUCCUCAGGUCUCAUCAUUCUCUUCUAUCUGGUCUUCUAUCUGUUUCUGGCUGGAAUGUUCAUUCUCACCAUGUACAUCAUGCUGCUGACGCUGGACGACUACAAGCCCACCUGUCAGGACCGCCUGACCACGCCAGGGAUGAUGAUUCGUCCAAAGGGGGAGCAGCUGGAGAUCAGUUUUUCGGUCUCAGAAACAGAGAGUUGGGACGGUUUCAUCAACAACCUCAACGGAUUCCUGUCUACAUACAACGACAGCUAUCAGGUUCAGACCAAUGAUGAAUGUUCUCCAGAUCAAUAUUUCAUUCAAGAAGACAGUGGAGAGGUCAGGAACAAUCCCAAGCGUUCCUGUCAGUUUAAUCGGACGAUCCUGGAGGAGUGUUCUGGGAUAUCGGAUCGUUUCUAUGGUUACAGCAGAGGUCAGCCUUGCAUCCUCAUCAAAAUGAACCGGGUCAUCGGUAUGUUACCAGGGAAGGACGGUCAGUCUCCAUAUGUCACCUGUGGAGCCAAGAGAUACAGGGUGGACAAAGAUGAGUGGAGGGAGGACAGUGAGAAGAUCGGACCUCUGGCGUAUUAUCCUCCUAACGGAACCUUGAACCUCAUGUACUACCCGUACUACGGCAAGAAAGCUCAGGUGAACUACACACAGCCGCUGGUGGCCGUGAAGUUCCUGAACGCCUCUCUGAACACAGACAUCAACGUGGAGUGUAGAAUCAACUCCAACACGCUCGCCGUCGGCAGCGAGCGAGACAAGUUCGCCGGACGGGUUUCCUUCAAACUACGAAUCAACGACAAAUAGACACACCUGCACACCACACACACACACACACACACACAUCUACACACACCACACGUUAAAGCUGCACUAAUCCAGAUGUUGUAAAUGAAGUGACACAAUCUGCCCGUUAGAUCCUCAUGAUGCGUUCACUGACCGUCUGUUUUUAAGCACCUUUAGUCCCCAGUAGUCGUUCUGUCUCGUAUCUUCUGACCUUCGACAGCUCGGUGCAGCUUUAACUCCCUGAAACCGACCAAUCAGCACGCACACACGCUGUGAUGUCACUGACGGGCUGGACGGCUCCGUCACCGUGUCCAUCUGCAUGAAGACAGCUGAUGCGUUCACUGACCCGCUCCUCAAUCAGUCAUGUGUUUAGUUACUUAUUAUCACGUGUUUAUUAAUUAUUAUUUAUUAUCUCUUUAUUGUGUAUUUAUGAUCUAUUAUUAUUUAUUAUUAUCUAUUAUUAUUUAUUGUUAUUUAUUUAUUGAUGACACCAUUUAGUUUUUUAUCAUCACAGACUUUAACAGGUUCUUACAUCUGGUUUCAUCAGUCAGUUCAGAAACCAGCUUCAAACCAGUUUAACUCAGAAAGACGACUGAAACGCCACAAACCAGUUCAGGAACUAAAUCCCAAACCCCGAUAGGAACCAGCCCAGAAUGAGGAACCAGUUCAUGAAUCUCUUCUAAACUAGUUCAGAUGACAAAGCAGAUCAGGAACCAGAACAGGAACUAGUUCAUGAAUUACUUCUAAACCAGUUCAGAAACCAGAACAGGAACCAGUUCAUGAAUCUCUUCAAAACCAGUUCAGAAACCAGAUCAGGAACCAGUUUCGAAAUCAGAACAGGAACCAGUUCAGACAUCAGAUGACAAAGCAGCUCAGAAACCAGAUCAGAAACCAGAUCAGGAAUCAGCUCAGGAAUCAGCUCAGGAACCACAACAAAAACAAAUCCAGAAACCAGAACAGAAACCAGUUCAGAAACCAGAUCAGGAAGCAGCUCAGGAACCAGAACAGAAACCAGUUCAGAAAUCAGAUGACAAGGCAGAUCAGGAACCAGAAUAGGAAGCAGUCUAGAAACCAGAACAGGAACCGGUUUAGACACCAGAACAGAAACCAGUCCAGAAAAAGGAGCCAGUUCAGAAAUCAGAUGAGAAAGCAGAUAAGGAACCAGAAUAGGAACCAGUCCAGGAACCAGAAUAGGAACCAGUCCAGGAACCAGAAUAGGAUCCAGGUCAGGGACCAGUUCAGAAACCAUAUCAUUAGUAGGUCAGAAUCAGGACCAGUUUGUAAACCGGAACAGGAACCAGUUCAGGAACUGGUCCGUCUCUCGGUCGUCUCCACGUCCAAUCAGAUGCUAGCUUCAGUAACCAUGGCAACAGUCCUGAGUUAGAUGUGUCUCGUUAGUUAGUUAGAGGGUUAAUUAGUUAACGAGUUAGGACGUCGUUACGUGUUUUUAUUUACGUGUUUGUUUUUGUUUACUAUCGUCACUACGGGGCUGAGCAUGACAACCGUUACCAUGACAACCAGACACACCUGUCAAUCACUCUAUCGUGCCACGUGGAAACGCCCCUCCCACCUGUACUGCUCUCCACCAAUCGUCUUCCUUCAAAGAGCGACCAGCCAAUCAGAUGGUCCUGCUGUAUGAUGUCAUAUGAUACUCGUCUGUGAUUGGUUGAUUUCUCCUGCCUGAACAUUUCCCUGUUUCCCCCGUGAAAAUAAAACUACAAAGAAAACUACAAAAAA
This is a messenger RNA of Sebastes umbrosus (honeycomb rockfish), 2620 nucleotides long. RefSeq names its product sodium/potassium-transporting ATPase subunit beta-2-like. Gene Ontology annotation, biological process: intracellular potassium ion homeostasis; potassium ion import across plasma membrane; sodium ion export across plasma membrane. The record is from RefSeq and is a predicted model, not a curated record. NCBI's taxonomy places the organism in Eukaryota, Metazoa, Chordata, Actinopteri, Perciformes, Sebastidae. The coding region runs from base 164 to 904 and encodes 246 amino acids. Gene Ontology annotation, cellular component: sodium:potassium-exchanging ATPase complex. Gene Ontology annotation, molecular function: ATPase activator activity. The transcript has 8 exons.